GGCAGGAUUGCAGGUAUAAGAAUGUCAGGUGUGCUUGUCUAAUCAUUCCUUACCUGGCCCGUCACCAUGAGAGUACCUGGUGGUCUCGUCCUUCUUCCCGUUUUCUUCGCCCUCGUGUCAGGUGAGGUAGACGGCAAGGUGAGAGAGUGGACGUGCAAGUACAAUGGGCAGUUCUAUUCAGCAGGGACGGUUAUCGAGUCCUACCCUGAUAACUGCGCCGAGUUGAAGUGCAUGUGGUAUGAAGGGAAGGUGAUGCUGAGGCUGAAGAAGAUAGAUAACUGUGAAUGCAUCAAGGAACGCAGACAGGACAUGGACAACGAAAGAAGAGCAAAAAUAGGAGAGAAAAAAAUUAAAAACAAUGUAAACAAGGACAUAACUAAACAAAACAUCCCACAAUUAAGAAAAUAUAAAACAAAGAGGAAUCAAGGAAACGGGAAUAACAAGAUGAGAUUGAACCCAAACAAGUGUGAAUAUAAUGGCGUCGAGAAAUGGAGCAACGCAUUCAUGGACACACUAGACGAAAACUGCAUCAGAUUAGUGUGCAUUUAUGUGCAAGGUGGACAGAACUACGUGGGAGCGAGGACACAGGAUGGAUGCACCUGUACUAUGAUUACUACAACUACUGCUACUACUCCUACUACCACCGUCACCACCACCACACCUGCUACUUCCACCACCACCGCCACCACUACCACACCUACUACUCCCACCACCACACCUGCUACUUCCACCACCACCGCCACCACUACCACACCUACUACUCCCUCCACCACACCUGCUACUUCCACCACCACACCUGCUACUUCUUCCACCACACCUACUACUCCCUCCACCACACCUACCACUUCCUCCACUACACCUGCUACCUCCUCCACCACACCUGCUACUUCUUCCACCACACCUACUACUCCAACCACACCUACUACUCCCUCCACACCUGCUACCUCCACCACACCUGCUACUAUUACCACUGCCAUCAUUCCUGAGAGUGUGCAUUGUGAAGAAGAGACCACUGCCACCACCACUGCCAGCACCACCACUGCCACCACCACUGCCACUGCCACGGAAGAGGAGCAUUGUGAAGAAGAGACCACCACCACCACUACCACAACUACUACAGCCGUUGGCUUGUGAGGAGGAGUCAGUCACCUAAUUUAUGCUCCUAACUUGUGUUCCUAACUUAUGCAGAGACCAAGGCUUAUAACUCGAAUUUGUUCAUAACUUCGUGUAAUUGCAACUUCUUUCUUCCAACUUUCUCAGCUAUAACUUCUUCUGUCUUUCUUACUUUCUUGUUCUAACUUCAUAAUGUAACUUCUCUCUUCUAACUAACUUCCUUUUCGUAACUCCUUCCCAACUUCACUCCAACUUCUGAUUUCAAACGUGUAACUUUUUUUCUAAUUUCUUCAACUUCAUUCUAGUUUUCUAAUCUAUAUAUAUUUUUUUCCUGUCAACUUCUACUUUUAACUUCAAUGUCUUUUCACUCCUUCGUUCUAAAUUUUUUUCCUAACUUCUUCUAUUACUUAUUUCUUUUCCUUCUAACUUGCUAAUUUUUUCAAUCCAUUAUUCUUGCUAACUUCUUUUCAACUUCUAUUCUUCCCGUCUAACUUCUUCAAUCUUUUCCUAAUUUCUUCACUCUCCAAACUUGGCAACAUCUCUCAUAGCUUCCUCGUAAUAACUAAUUCUAAUCUUCUUCCAUGACAGAAUUACCCCCAUUAUCAUUAAUUAUAUUUGCUUGGCGCAGGAAAAAAAGGAAAUCUAUUAAAUCAUGAGAAAAUGUUAUGUUAUUAUUGAAUAUAUUUUCAUUUUGUUUGUGGCAUUAUUUUCCCUUGUUAAUCAUUCGAUUUUGGCUGAAAAUGAAUAAAUGAAUUGAGAAAACAGUAUUUAUUUGUUUCGAGGAUGAAGGAAAGUGAUUAUGUAUCAUUUGCUAACCAAAAGAAUCGUAGCAAUCCUUUAUUAAUAUUUUCGUGGAUAUUUUAACUUUUUUUUUUCCCCCAUUGCAUUAUUAAUACCAUUUUGUCGAUAUUAUAAUCUAUGCAGCGUUAUAACAACGACACUCCAAUUUGAUUAAAUACUGGUAAGAAGAGAGAGAGAAAAAUAUU
Messenger RNA from Scylla paramamosain (green mud crab), 2099 nucleotides. Its product is annotated as integumentary mucin A.1-like. The coding region runs from base 67 to 1134 and encodes 355 amino acids. The transcript has 4 exons. The record is from RefSeq and is a predicted model, not a curated record. NCBI's taxonomy places the organism in Eukaryota, Metazoa, Arthropoda, Malacostraca, Decapoda, Portunidae.